CUUGCUUAAGCACCUAUACUUAAUGUGCAGAAAUAUAUAAGUCACUUUAACAUUAUUAUCACGGUGUAGGUAAUCUUUGAUUGUCUUCAUAAAACUCAUUGCAUGACAUAAAAAAAUAAUAGAAGUUGCAAUAUCAUGCAAUGUCUUAUUUAAUAUCGUAUUCAGUGUUACCUACCUACGUUAUGUAGUCAAUAAUGAUAACAAGCUAUCUAUAAAAAAGAAUGACAGCACAUGUAUUUACACAUACAAACCAGUUUUUUAUUUCUAUAACACACACAUCUGGGCGCCAUCAUCACUAGUAUAAUGUUCAAUACAUUUAAAAUUAUAACAAAAAGAAAUAGCUUGACUAAGAUUAAUGCAUUUAAUAUGAGUGCCAGAGAGAUUCAUGGCGAUGCUAGAUUUAAAGGGAAAGUUGCAAUAGUAACAGCGUCUACAGAAGGCAUCGGUUAUGCCAUAGCUAAGCGGCUGGGGAACGAAGGAGCUUCUGUUGUGAUAAGCAGCAGGAAAGAAAAGAAUGUGGAACAGGCUGUUCAAAGUUUACGUAGCGAAGGCAUCACAGCUGAAGGAGUUGUAUGUCACGUAGGCAAUGCGGACCAAAGGAAAAAAUUAUUUGAUUUCACAAAAAGUAAAUUCGGAGGACUAGAUAUACUUGUUUCUAACGCUGCCGUCAAUCCUGGAGUGGCGCCGAUUUUGGAAACUGAGGAAGCCGUAUGGGAUAAAAUAUUCGAAAUCAACGUAAAAUGUGCUUGGCUUUUAGCAAAGGAAGCUUAUCCUGAACUUGUAAAAAGGGGAGGUGGAAAUAUAGUGUUUAUUUCAUCCAUCGCUGCGUACCAACCUAUGGAGCCGCUUGGUGCCUAUAGUAUCAGUAAAACGACACUUUUAGGCAUGACCAGAGCACUAGCAACAGAAAUUGUUCAUGAUAAUAUCAGAGUCAAUUGUGUUGCUCCCGGAAUAGUAGCCACGAAGUUUGCAUCGGCUAUUACUAGCAAUGAGGCAGGAAAAGAGAAAAGUCUGUCUAUAGUACCAAUGAAUCGUUUCGGGAAACCGUCGGAGAUAGCUAGCGCUGUAGCGUUUCUAGCUUCUGACGACGCCAGUUACAUAACUGGAGAAACGAUAGUUACUGCUGGAGGAGCGUACGCUCAUCUGUAAACCUUGGGUGUUGGAAUUUUAUUAAACUUAUAAUUUUUUUUAACAUUUUUCAAAAUAAAAAAAUGUUUUGUUU
Messenger RNA from Spodoptera exigua (beet armyworm), 1222 nucleotides. Lineage: Eukaryota; Metazoa; Arthropoda; Insecta; Lepidoptera; Noctuidae. The record is from the annotation of a GenBank genome assembly.